CCCCCUGGCAUCUGUAAUACUACUCCUGGAAAGUGGGGAGUGCAAAACAUGCUUAUGAAACCAGUGGGACUUGAAAAAAACAAUGCAUGCAUAGAAUUAGGCUGUGUUUUUUGUUUGUUUUUAAUAUUAUCCUCCUGGUGAUACAAAUAUUGAACACCUGAGUCCUCCUUGGGUAAAGAACCUGAGUUCAGGAAUGCAAACACUAGCCAGCCAUGUAUUUAUAGAGCACGUGGAGUGGGCUGAAGUCAAGUCCUUCUUGUAUAGAGUCCAUAGAAACAACCUUGGGAGUCUGUGAUCUCUAUUGCAAGCUGAAAGCAAGUAGACAGAGUCAAAAUGACUUCCCUGCUGCAGGAGAAACUCUAUGAAGCUCACACUCAGGCACCUCCUCCCAGUAAAGACUUCCAUCACUUGACCAUCACAAAAAAUGAGGUUAUCUGGCAGUCCUGGAGGAUUACAUUUCGACCAGAUCGAGAAAGGAUUUGCCCAAGAGAAGUGAAGAAACCCCAUAAAGAUUUUCUCUUGGAUGAACCAUUACACAAACAAAUGCAAGGUGUCUUUGGGAAGAAAACGCUAGACUACAUUCUCAGCUUAUGUCAAGGACACUAUGACUUCCUCCAUCGAAUUCCUGACCAUUUGAUCAUACACAUCCUAUCAUUUCUUAAUACAGAGGAUAUAAGGCAAUUGUCACAAACAUGUAAAAGGUUUCGGCAGCUAUGCAAUACUGAAGAAUUUUGGGAAAGAAGAGAAAGAGUGCAAGAUAAAUACACUCUUGAUAUACAAACUGUCAAGGUUUCAGCUUAUAAGAAGCCAACUAAUUUCAGACAAAGACCAGGCUUUUUGCCAAGGGUGCAAAGAAGGCAGACCACAUUCUUCUGAAAUUGAUUGCAGAUUAUCUUGCAAGACUCCUGCAUUCCACUUCAGCUAAAAUAAUCUAGGUACAAAAACUGUCUUCAGAGGCAAGACUUGCUAUUACAAAAGUUCACCGAGCUGGUACACAGGAAUGAAAAAGCCUGCACCCAGCGAUGCAUGUAACAAUAUAUAGAAGACAAAGCCGAAGCUACAAAGUGACAUCGUAAAAUCUUAUUCAUAAUGAAGAACACACAACAUAGAAUGCAUAUGCAUUUUUGGACAAUAAACGCUUCACAGCAUCAGUGAGCUUUGGAUCACAUAAAUACUCUUCAUGAUGGAGAAGCACAUGGUGUUUCCCUUUUCAGAUGCCUAUGCAUCUGUGUGUUCUAGAAGUGGCAAGAGCUCGGUACACUAGCAGUAAAUGUAGGGCAAUGGCUUUUCAAGGUGCGUGUUGUUUACUUCUCAAAAACAUGUUAAGAUGUUGCAAAUAAUUCCACAAUUUUUCUCAAAAUCAGAGAAACAAGUCAGAAUCAUGUGUAUAAAUAAUAAAAGUAAUGUGAGAUCCA
Messenger RNA from Lacerta agilis (Sand lizard), 1415 nucleotides. RefSeq names its product F-box only protein 36-like. Gene Ontology annotation, molecular function: protein binding. The transcript is spliced from 4 exons. Bases 334 to 876 code for a protein of 180 amino acids. NCBI's taxonomy places the organism in Eukaryota, Metazoa, Chordata, Lepidosauria, Squamata, Lacertidae. The record is from RefSeq and is a predicted model, not a curated record.